UGCCAUACUGGCUUUUUGAGCGAGUCCGCCGGUAUCCACCAUGGAGGCCAACGUCGAGCACGGCAAAGCCCACACCCACACCCGAAGCUUCGGGUCCUCGGCCCUCAAGAGAGCUCGCUCCACCUCAUCGGCCGCCGCAGGUCUCCUCAGGAAGGUCCGGUUCGCAAGCAAACCCGAGGUGCGGACCUACUCAUCAGAUAACACCGGCCCAGCAGAGGAUAGCAGCCCAUCGGUGGAGCACAGCCCAGCGGAGGACAUCAACCCAGACAUCCGCCAAUCAAACGACACCUCCGAUCCUCGUUGGAAAGCUCUGGCCGAUGCCACACAGGCAAAGCAGUCCAUCACAGUUUUGCAGCAGUCGGUCGACAUUUGGAUCGCAACACUUAAGAAGGAGAUUGGAGUUGCGGAUGAUGACUCGGAGUCGCCGAAUUUCGGGUUUGGCAACAUUCCAGCAUACUUCUCGCCUGCAGCCUUGGAUGAUUUCUCAUGCCUCAAGCUUCACAAAGAGUUUCUGUCGCUCCAGGAUUACCGCAUCAAUCUCGAGACACAGCUCAUCCAGGCGCAAUCUGAGAACGUAAAUCUCCGCGAGCUCCAUGGCAAAUUCCUUCACGUCCUUUGCCCAACUCUCCAGCCCCAGCCAUUCAAGAUUGCUGUGCGAGACAGUGUCCAUUGCGAGAGUAGCGACCACAGCCCUCGGAGCAAUGAUCACCUAACUCCUCACAUACCACCUCAGAAAGAGCGCAGCUCCGUGGACUUCCAUACCAUGCAUCCAGGGUGGGCUACCCAAGACGGUUGUCACGAGCACUCGGGACACAAGAUGGUUGCUGCUUCUUCUUCGCAUGCCGGCUCAGGAACUUCCAACCCUUUCAUCCGCAGCAAGGGAUUGAGCACGGAAUUGAACAUUCACAAUGCGGUCACGCCCUUUGACGAUAAACAUUCCGGACCAUCGCAUGCUGCAGAUAACGGCGAGAACAGCAACCUCACUCAGCCUUUACAUGCAACCAAACAGACCAGCGCAAGUCCCUCGCAAGAUGACUUUCCGUCUCUGGGCUGCGUUCAGUGUGCAGCGCGAUGGCUUCUGGGCGAUCACACCGGUGUUGAGCUCGAGAAAUGCGAUAAUUGCCGCGUGAGCGACUCGGAAAACCACUCCACCAACGAAGAACCAAUUCUCUGGAUUCCUGACGGUAAUGGGGGUAUUCAGACCCAGGUCGACCUGUCAGCAGUAGCCAUGGUUCCAAAAGGAUUGGCCCAUACCCAGUCACACCCUUUAACUGCCCCUGGACCGGAUCGGUCCCACCAGGCCUCUGUUGACAAGCUACCUCGGGCUCAAGACAUCAGCUCGACUACCGCAUCGCCGCCCAUAGCAGCCGAAGCGGCACAUGCCCCGGAGAGCACCAAACCCGCUACUUCUGACGCUGACGUUGGCUUCUUUGACGGCGGCCGGCUUCCGUCACUGAUUUUGAGGAGCAGCAGCCCUUAGAUGGUGCCCUCCUCAGUCCUUUUUGGGAUGCUCUUCUCCAUCAAACGGCCACUCUUGGGGCCUUGAGCAAUGAUAUUCUCGAGUUCGACGAUAUUUUCUCUUACUAAGCAGCCAAUGUCAAACCGGAGAGUGGUCCAAAGGCAACGUAAGAGGGCAAUGAGAGCCAGGAGCCAACGUUCUUUUCUGCAGUCGCAUCGCUGCGAUUAGUGUACAUGGGCAUGGUGUUUGAUGGAUUGGUAAAUCCGCGUAGGCUUCCUUCCUUUCUUCCUAUUCUUUCUUAACUAUUACUUUCCUUCAUGUUCUUUCCGUAUCUUGG
Messenger RNA from Trematosphaeria pertusa, 1796 nucleotides. RefSeq lists its product as uncharacterized. The transcript has a single exon. Bases 41 to 1480 code for a protein of 479 amino acids. Lineage: Eukaryota; Fungi; Ascomycota; Dothideomycetes; Pleosporales; Trematosphaeriaceae. The record is from RefSeq and is a predicted model, not a curated record.